AUGGUUCAAGAGCCACUUCAAUUUAUCGCGCCCAUUGGUGGCUAUGAGGAAAUGCCAGUUGUUACACUUGAAGAAGCUGUUGAACCGCUCGUUCCCAUGCUACCAGCUGUUCAAAGUCAUGCUUAUGUUGCCAAACAAAGAUGUGAGAAUCCUGCCGAUGGAUUGACACAAGAUGAAUCGGCCUCAAUUAUGCUGUACACGAUGGGGUGGGAACCACUCAAUAAAUGCCUAUAUUUUGUUUUGAAUGAUAUAUUACGAUCACCUGAACGACAACAAAAGCUUAGACCAUGGCAUUUAUUUAUGAGACUCUUUCUUAGUGCGCUUUUUCGUCUCCCGUUGAUUCCUACAACUGCAUACAGAGGUGCCAAAUUAGACUUGAGCAAGCGUUACGUCGAAGGAAAAACGAUCGUCUGGUGGGGUUUCUCAUCGUGCACAACAGAUAUUAGUGUUCUACGUUCGGAACAAAUUGUGGGAGCAACAGGUGACAGAACAAUGUUUACCUUACAUGCUCAAUCAGCUAGAGAUAUUCGCAAGCAUUCGUAUUAUGCAGCUGAAAAUGAAGUACUUCUGAUGGCUGCAACUCAAUUCAAAGUAAUAAGCUGUCUUGAUCAAGGCACUCUUCACAUUAUUCAAUUGGAUGAAACUUGUCCACCAUUUCCACUCUUACAACCAGUACCUAUUGUGGUUCAAUCACCGAUCAAUCCAACUCCCUCAACUAAGUGA
Molecule: messenger RNA, 723 nt
Organism: Rotaria sp. Silwood1
Lineage: Eukaryota; Metazoa; Rotifera; Eurotatoria; Philodinida; Philodinidae
Source: the annotation of a GenBank genome assembly